AUGUCCUCCCUAUCGUCAUCACGCGAUACCAUAAAAAAGCAGCCGCCAGACUUCUCAAGCCUGCAAUGGCACGAGCUUCCGCCCGAAGUUAGAAUUAAGGACUUCUAUGGUGGGAAGAAAUGGGGUUGGGUUGUUUACCGGUGCUCCUACGACAAAGAGCUCGAUACCCGCUGGGAGGACCUCAAACGACGUAUACUAGAGAACUUGCGUAAGCAGGUCGCCGCGUCGCACGUGCCACCGCUCAUCAAUACCAUGGAUUUUAUCUUUGUGGAAGAUCCAGCCCUCGAAGGCGCCACGAAUGACGAGUUACGGGCUCGUUUCCAGGCCUGGGUGCCCCAGGACUGUCCACCCUGGCGACCAGAGACAUGGAGGUGGGAAAAUUCGAGACAUGAUUUCUUUCUCAAGGUCGACGGCGACCUGUUGCACGAAGGCAACGUAGGUCUCAUUCAGGGAUGGAUACUUGAACCGCGACCCGAAGAUUGUCGCGACGAGGACGAUAUGGACCCCGAGGAUUGGUUCAAGGUGCGCAUCGACGAUGUUGGCAUUCAUCUCUAUGAUGAACUGGAUACUACCGAGAAUUAUUACCAUGUUCGUUCGCCGCCGGAAACGGGGCCGGUGCCUUUGUACAUGUAUUGA
This is a messenger RNA of Emericellopsis cladophorae, 636 nucleotides long. RefSeq lists its product as uncharacterized. The record is from RefSeq and is a predicted model, not a curated record. The transcript has a single exon. NCBI's taxonomy places the organism in Eukaryota, Fungi, Ascomycota, Sordariomycetes, Hypocreales, Bionectriaceae. The coding region runs from base 1 to 636 and encodes 211 amino acids.